CGGUGUCCCGAGCGAGCGCGCAGUGAGCGAGUGAUCCCGCGCGCGCCAUGGCCGUUGCAUGAGCGGGCGCUACCGCUGGAGCCGACGGGCACUGGGGCCGUGGAGCGCGCGCCGUGGGCCCCGGGCGGCGCGGGCAUGCGCUUCGAGGGCGCGGAGCGGGCCUUCCACCCGCUGCUGGCGCCGCGGCCGAGCGACUUCUCGGUGUCGGCGCUGCUGACGGCGGGCGCGCUGCCGCCGCCGCCCUACCUGCCGGCCGCGCUGGCCGCCGCCGCCGCGCUGUCCGCGCCGUGUCCGCUGCUCAAGCCGCCGCCGCCGCCCUACGCGCCGUUGCCGCCCGACGACGACGGCGUCGUCGAUGACCCCAAGGUCACGCUCGAGGGCAAGGACCUGUGGGAGAAGUUCCACAAGCUGGGCACCGAGAUGGUGAUCACCAAGAGUGGCAGACAAAUGUUCCCACAAAUGAAGUUCCGCGUGUCCGGACUGGACGCGAAAGCAAAAUACAUCCUCUUGCUGGACAUCGUCGCUGCCGACGACUACCGAUAUAAGUUUCAUAACAGUCGGUGGAUGGUAGCCGGCAAGGCUGACCCGGAGAUGCCCAAGAGGAUGUACAUCCACCCCGACUCGCCUUCAACGGGCGAGCAGUGGAUGCAGAAGGUCGUCUCCUUCCACAAGCUGAAAUUGACCAACAACAUCAGCGACAAACACGGAUUCGAGCUCAUCUAUAGCCAAAGCCAACGGAUGUUGUCAAAGUUGCUGUGGCCAAAUCCAGUACCUAGUGCGCCCAGAGACCCCCACUCAGAUCAUUUGACGAUCCUGAAUUCGAUGCACAAGUACCAGCCGAGGUUCCAUCUAGUGCGGGCCAACGACAUCCUCAAGCUGCCGUACUCCACAUUCAGGACGUACGUCUUCAAAGAGACGGAGUUCAUCGCGGUCACCGCAUACCAGAACGAGAAGAUAACGCAACUGAAGAUCGACAACAACCCCUUCGCGAAAGGCUUCCGAGACACGGGGGCGGGGAAACGAGAGAAGAAUCUGUCCGUGUACCGCAGGCAGGCAUUGCUGACGGCGCGGUCGGACGCGCGUGAGGACGACGACGAGCGCCCUCUGGACGUAGGGGGUCCCUCCAGUCCGCCGCCACCUGCCACGCAACACACAAGUAGCUCAUGGUUCAGUUCGAGCGGAGGUGGUGCCGACUCUGGCCCAGAUGAAGCCGGUUCGGACUCAUCAUGCUCCGGACCCGCGCGAGCCCCUUCACCCCCUGCGGGCCCUUCGAGACCCUCACCAGCCCCUGACGUGUCCUUAGGCCCGCCGGUGCAACCUCCCCUACUACCAUACCUCUACCCGCCUUCACUUUACCCGCCACCAUUCUUCCCGCCUCACCAAAUGCCGCCAGGUUUGUUAUUUAACCUGCAUCCAUUACUUCAGCAGUACUCGUUGCCUCCCCCCCUCGCGCCACCUGCACCCGCACCAGCGCCUUCGUUGAGUAAAACGCAUAGGUUUGCACCUUACGCACUUCCUGGGCUUGGAUCGGCGUUCGAACAAGUUGCUCCUAGAGCGAGAAGUCUCAGUUCAUCUCCGGCGCGACCGAGGGUGGGUUCUCCACCCACGAGAGCUGCAUCGGCUGACCCCCCUCCUGACGCGCCGACGUCGACAACCUCAGCCGCGACCCCCCCAGCGUCCGAUCUUAAAAGCAUCGAGCGCAUGGUCAACGGCUUGGACGUUGAGACUCAGGAGUGACCGACCACGUGUAUAUAGAGUGUAUUUAUAUCAAGUCUCGCGAAGGCGGGGCGUCGUUUUGUAUCGUUCCUAUUUUGUUUUUCUGUCGAGUUCUAUUCGGGUCGAUAUAAUCUUGGAGACGGCCGUUGGAACAUUGAAUAUACCUACCAUUUACAUCAUUUACAAUAUCCUACUAUAGGUUUUUACUUCCGGUUUAUUCUACCGAGCGAACAUUACCCAGGAUAUUUCAUUGUACAGGGUCGUGAUCCAAUAAUAAACGGACUUAAUGUAAAAAAUAUAUUGUCACAUUAAAUUUGACAACUCUCUAUAAGAACAGUAAACGUUUACACCUCAAAUUGCAGUUAUUGUUGCCUACAAUGAAUAGUAAAUUGUCUAACAUUAUUUGCUUGCGAAUUUUCUCGGCGCAAAUUUUUUCCAAAAACCUGUUCGAUGUUACGGUCGUCUCUUAAGAUCAUGAUGUUUGUAAAUAGUUAAGCUUACACUAGAUGGUUGUUUAGACGUCAUUUAUGUUUGUGGUUGACGAUCACGCGGUGAACGUGACCUACUCGUACUACCCGGUCAAGUUAAUUGUGGGAUCUGGUUGUUAAAUUCAUAUAAAUAACAGUAACGAUACCAUUAUCUUUGAAGACAAAUUACAUCCUACGAAUCCGCAAAUAACAUUAUCGGAUAGUGCUUUUCAAAAACGCUUUCCCUCUAAACAUAGAUUAAAACAUAGAGACAAUAAAACCCCAAAAUUGGAAAAUGUAGAAAACAACAUCUGUAACUUCAAUUUUUAAUAUGCAAAUAUAUAUUUUUGAUACAAAUUGCAUGAACAGCAACUGUCUAUAAAACUAGUCAUCUUUUUCACAUCAAUCUGUGUUUAGUAUGAAAUCGUUAUUAAUUAUCAAAAUAUAUGGCUAAUUAAUAUUUUCUAAUCCUUACGCCUUAAAUUUUAGAUAUUAACGUCUAAGCCAUCGUAAACACAGCUAUAAUAGUAUAUUUCCAUACCAUAUUAAUAACAUAUUAUCUAUAUUUAUCCUUCCAACGCGCUCUUAUAAAUGAGUAAAAGUUUUUGGUUAAUAAUGGAAAUUCACACAAUUGUAUGAAUUGCAUUGCUUUUGAGGUUAUACCUACUUACAAUUAUUUGAAAUCACCAAAUCACAA
Pararge aegeria (speckled wood butterfly) is the source of this 2880-nucleotide messenger RNA. Its product is annotated as optomotor-blind protein-like. Gene Ontology annotation, biological process: positive regulation of DNA-templated transcription; regulation of transcription by RNA polymerase II; cell fate specification. The transcript is spliced from 8 exons. The record is from RefSeq and is a predicted model, not a curated record. NCBI's taxonomy places the organism in Eukaryota, Metazoa, Arthropoda, Insecta, Lepidoptera, Nymphalidae. Gene Ontology annotation, molecular function: RNA polymerase II cis-regulatory region sequence-specific DNA binding; DNA-binding transcription factor activity, RNA polymerase II-specific. Gene Ontology annotation, cellular component: nucleus. Bases 136 to 1737 code for a protein of 533 amino acids.